GAGUUGACCAUGGAGGCACCCAUUUGUCUGGUGAAAAUGAAAAAGCAGCUGACAGUAAAUCUGGAGGCCAUAAGGAUUCUUCAGCAGAUAGCUCAGCCUCUGGUGGUGGUGGCCAUUGUUGGUUUAUAUCGUACAGGAAAGUCCUACCUCAUGAAUCGUCUCGCAGGACAGAACCAUGGCUUCUCCUUGGGCUCCACGGAACAAUCUGAAACCAAGGGCAUUUGGAUAUGGUGUGUGCCCCAUCCCACCAAGCCAACCCACACCCUGGUCCUUCUGGACACAGAGGGCCUUGGAGAUGUAGAAAAGGGUGAUCCUAAGAACGACUCAUGGAUCUUUGCCUUGGCCGUGGUUCUGAGCAGCACCUUUGUCUACAACAGCAUGAGUACCAUCAACCACCAGGCCCUGGAGCAGCUGCACUAUGUGACUGAAUUAACACAGCUAAUCAGGGCAAACUCGAGCCCAAGAGAAGAUAAAGUGAAGGACUCUAGCCAGUUUGUAGGGUUCUUCCCAGACUUUAUCUGGACUGUUUGAGAUUUUGUUCUGGAGCUGAAGUUAGAUGGUCAGUGCAUCACAGAAGAUGAGUACCUGGAGAACACCCUGAAGCUGACUCCAGGAAACAAUCCCAAAGUCCAAAAGGCCAACAUGACCAGAGAGUGUAUCAGAUAUUUUUUUCCGGUACGAAAGUGCUUUGUCUUUGACAGGCCCACAAGCGAUAAAAGUUUAUUAUUCCAAAUUGAAAAUGUCCCAGAAAACCAACUGGAAUGGAAUUUCCAGGUUGAAUCAAAGAAAUUCUGUUCCUACAUCUUCGCCAAUGGCAAGACCAAGACUCUUAGAGGGGGAGUCAUUGUCACAGGAAGUCGGCUGAGGAUUUUGGUGCAGACCUAUGUGGAAGCCAUCAACAGUUGGGCUGUUCCUUGUCUGUAGAAUGCAGUGAUGACCUUGGCCCAACGUGAGAAUUCCACAGCAGUGCAGAAGGCAGCUGACCACUACAGUGAGCAGAUGGCCCAGCGAAUGAGACUCCCCACAGACACGCUCCAGGAGCUGCUGGAUGUGCAUGCAGCCUGUGAGAAGGAAGCCAUAGCUGUCUUCAUGGAGCACUCCUUCAAGGAUGAUGAGUGGGAGUUCCAGAAGAGGCUGGUGGUCACCAUAGAGGAAAGGAAGGAAGGGUUCAUGCUACAGAAUGAAGCAGCAUCUAUCUGUCACUGCCAGGCUGAACUGGAGAAGCUUUCAGAGUCAUUGAUGGAGAGCAUCUCAUGUGGGCCUUUCUCUGUCCCUGGGGGCCACAGUCUCUAUUUAGAAGCCAGGAAGAAGGUUGAACUGGGCUACAAGCAAGUGCCGAGGAAGGGAGUGAAGGCAAAAGAGGUUCUUAAGAGUUUCUUACAAUCACAGGCUAUUAUGGAGGACUCCAUCUUGCAGUCAGACAAGGCUAUUACAGAUGGAGAGAGGGCCAUAGCAGCUGAGCAGACAAAGAAGGAAGUGGCUGAGAAGGAACGAGAGCUGCUGAGGCAGAGACAGAAGGAGCAAGAGCAAGUAAUGGAGGCUCAGGAGAGAAGUUUCCGAGAAAACAUUGCUAGACUUCAGGAGGAGAUGGAGAGAGAAAGGGAGAUCCUGCUGAGGGAGCAGGAGAACAUGCUGGAGCACAAGCUGAAGGUCCAAGAAGAACUGCUUACUGAAGGAUUCAGAAAGAAAUCUGAUAUGUUAAAGAAUGAAAUCAGUCAACUGAGAGACGAGAUUGAAAGAACAAGAAAGCAAUCAUCAGGGUUUGCUCACAUCCUUGACACAGUUGGCAAUGCAUUCAUUAUGGUUUUACCAGGAGCUGGUAAAUUAUGCGGCACAGGGCUAAAAGUCCUCAGCUCACUUAUAAAGUAGUCUGAAGAGUUUCUGGGAAGGUCAGGCUUCUAUUAUUUUGAUACCAAACUCUAUGCCUUGAUUUUUAAAUGCAUGUGCUAGUUUAAUAACCUGUGUUACAAAGAAGGUCAGAACUUCCAUUAAUAGCUAAAUUAUCAGACACUGCUUCAUUAGAGUUGAAUUCUGUGUCAGUUCAUUACCAGUUAUAUUCAAAGUUAAAGAUACAAAGCAAUGAUUGAAGAAUGUAAGGGUCUGGCAUCCAUAAAUCCCAUCAAUUUUCAUUGACAUAAUCUAUAUAAUAAAAAGGGAAACCAGUCAGAAUAUAGUGAAAUUGUUUCAAGAAAAGAUGUAAGUAAAUAAAAAAAAAAAAAACAUGGUCAAAUAGAGACACACUGGCAACUGUAUUCCAGUUGUACACUACAGAUAAUUUGUUACAAAGAGGUCUUGUAAUAACUGACAAGUGGGUUUUCAUAUGAAAAAGUAUGAGGAAAAAUUGCAUUGAUAAUAAACACUGUGCAGAUUAAAAUUA
Messenger RNA from Grammomys surdaster, 2377 nucleotides. Its product is annotated as guanylate-binding protein 4-like. Gene Ontology annotation, biological process: defense response to Gram-positive bacterium; defense response to protozoan. The record is from RefSeq and is a predicted model, not a curated record. Gene Ontology annotation, molecular function: GTPase activity; GTP binding. NCBI's taxonomy places the organism in Eukaryota, Metazoa, Chordata, Mammalia, Rodentia, Muridae.